GCCUUUUGAGCGUAAGUAACAGCUUUUAUGUGCACAUUGACACGGCACUCACAGAUUAAAAUUACGCCGUGGCCGAUCCUUUUUUUUUUGUAUUGGCUCCCGAGACCGAUCGUGACUACUAAGUGUAUGGGUCAUUUAAGAGCACUCUGCAAAGAAAGCUCUGCUUUUUUCUUUGUAAUAAAAAAUAUAAAAGAUGUCACACCAUCCUAGUUAUACCAUGGCCGGUCUGUGUGCAGCAGGAGGUAUCGCUGGCUUUGUUAGAACACGUUCUGUGCCCUCUUUAGCUGCUGGUUUAGGCGUAGGAGCAUUAUAUGGUGCAGCUGGGUAUUUGAUUCAGCAAAAUAGAGAUUAUGGUCAUGAGACUGCUGUUGCUGCCUCCGUCAUCUUGGGUGGUGCUAUGAUUCCUCGCGCUAUCAAGACGAGAAAGCCUGUCCCUGUCGCAUUAUCUGUCAUUUCUCUUGCUGCGGGAACUUAUUAUGUUAAGAAGGUCAUUGAGUAUAGCUAAAGCGUAUAUAAAAAUGACACAAUAAAACUGCAUACUUGCACAAAUGAAAAUGACCUCCUAUACAUAUCUCUUUCUCUUUCCUUUUUUUCUCCCUUGAUUACGCCUACUUGACACAUUUCAAAAAGCGACAAAC
Messenger RNA from Rhizopus microsporus ATCC 52813, 638 nucleotides. RefSeq names its product TMEM14-domain-containing protein. NCBI's taxonomy places the organism in Eukaryota, Fungi, Mucoromycota, Mucoromycetes, Mucorales, Rhizopodaceae. The coding region runs from base 194 to 505 and encodes 103 amino acids. The record is from RefSeq and is a predicted model, not a curated record. Gene Ontology annotation, cellular component: membrane. The transcript is spliced from 2 exons.